Messenger RNA from Dendronephthya gigantea, 1396 nucleotides. Its product is annotated as neuronal calcium sensor 1-like. The record is from RefSeq and is a predicted model, not a curated record. Bases 8 to 721 code for a protein of 237 amino acids. The transcript is spliced from 9 exons. NCBI's taxonomy places the organism in Eukaryota, Metazoa, Cnidaria, Anthozoa, Malacalcyonacea, Nephtheidae. Gene Ontology annotation, molecular function: calcium ion binding.
CUAUCGGAUGUGGUAUAAAGAUUUGAGAAUAAAAAUCACAACAAAGACAAAAAUAUGGCUUGUGGUCGGUAGCAUAUUUGUAAGAGUCGUUUUCCGCUUGUUUCGCGUCCAAGACAACAAGGUCAUGGGGGGAAAUACAAGUAAACUCUCUGCUGAAGAAAUCAAAGAGCUGCAAAAAUCCACAUACUUUGAUAAGAAAGAACUUCAGAAAUGGUACCGUGAUUUUAUGAAAGAUUGUCCGUCCGGAGAAUUAAAACAGGAGGAAUUUCAGAAAAUAUACCAACAGUUUUUUCCAUUUGGUAAUCCAACACAUUUUUCCCAGUUUGUGUUCAAAGUUUUUGAUAGAGAUGCGGAUGGUUCAAUCAGCUUUGCUGAAUUUAUCACAGCAUUAUCCAUCACAUCUAGAGGAAGCUUAGAUGAAAAGUUAGAGUGGGCCUUUUCACUGUAUGACUUGGACAGGGAUGGUUACAUUACCAGGCCAGAAAUGCUGCAAAUAGUUGAAGCCAUUUAUUGCAUGGUGGGUAAUUUAGCCAAUUUACCACAAGAUGAAGAUACUCCAGAAAAAAGAGUUGAAAAAAUAUUCAAACAAAUGGACAAAAAUAAGGACGGUAAACUGACGAUGGAAGAGUUUCGAGAAGGAUCAAAAUGUGAUCCAUGGAUUGUUCAAGCAUUAGCAAUAGAUCUACCUCAAGAUAUUGAUCAACCAGUGACGGAAGGCUAGCGGAAUAUGAAGCUGAGGUAAUCUGUUAAGCCACAGUAGAUCCCGUGAAGGAUCGUCAUAUUUAUUCAAAUUAAUCUAUUUAAGUAACGACACAAUUGCAUUGGAAGUAUUAAUAUUCCCAUAACGAAUGAACUAUAUAUAUAUGGACUCUUAAAACACAUUGCACUUGUCCUAAAAACUGCUGGACAUUUUAAAUGUAAAAUUGGUACGGAUAUUAUGUGAUGGUAUACAUAGGACUUCCCUUUGCAAAACUAUUUUAUGUAGUAACCUUAAUCAGGAACACUGUAGACGUACUAUAUUGUUGAACUUGCAAUUUUUAAACGAAAUUCCAUCAACAUUUUAUGAAUUAUUGGUCGCCUUAAAAAAAUGUUCUUGAAAUGAGCAGCAAAAAUUUUACAUAAUAGUUCCAUGUAGGGAACAUGCUGUUAUCAAAAUAUGAUUCAAAUUAAGAUGAGAUUUAAAAAAAAAAAAAUAACCGGCAUGUUUCUGAUAUGCGCGCACGUCUUCAUAUGAUGAGGAUUGGAUUUCGUUGCUUUUUAAUGUUGUAUUUAUAACUGAUAUAUAUUUAAAGUAUAUAAAAUAGGAGUUACCAUAUUAUAAAAUAUGUUGUAGCUAUAGUGUAGAGUAUUAUAAUAUGUAAAUGUUACGAUAUUCUUACUAAGUUAAAUAAAAUAG